CACUCUUCAAUUCAUCUAUUAUAUUCCCUCUUGAGCUAGCUUAGUGAGUUCUUGAGAGAUGGAUUCAAAGGGCUCUAAGGUUUUCGCUCUCUUUCUUGUAAUCAACAUUUUGUUCUUCACCGCAGUAAGUGCUUGUAGCACUUGCCCAACCCCUAAACCUAACCCUAACCCUAACCCUAAUCCAAACCCUACCCCUUCACCGUCUUCCGGUGGGAAGUGCCCUAAGGAUGCCCUAAAGUUGGGUGUUUGUGCCAACCUUCUUAACGGCUUGCUCAAUGUCACCGUUGGCACGCCUCCCAAGACUCCAUGCUGCUCUCUCAUACAGGGUCUUGCCGAUCUCGAGGCUGCCGUUUGCCUUUGCACUGCCAUCAAGGCAAACAUCCUUGGCAUUAACCUUAAUGUCCCUCUCUCCCUAAGCUUGCUGCUCAAUGUUUGCACCAAGGACACACCAAAAGGAUUCACCUGCCCUUAAGUUAAUUGAUUCUUAUAUGAUUUCAAUGGUUAUUUUGAGGUUGUUUUUGCUUAUUUAGUUUGCAUGUAAGAUUUAGUUCGAGCAUGCAUGUCUUAAUUUGUUGUUG
This is a messenger RNA of Ipomoea triloba (trilobed morning glory), 578 nucleotides long. RefSeq names its product 14 kDa proline-rich protein DC2.15-like. The record is from RefSeq and is a predicted model, not a curated record. Bases 59 to 472 code for a protein of 137 amino acids. Lineage: Eukaryota; Viridiplantae; Streptophyta; Magnoliopsida; Solanales; Convolvulaceae. The transcript has a single exon.